AUGGAACGAACUACAGAAUCAGCACGAUCUACAACGAUAAACAGCGACGAUAUUAUUGGACUUCUUCGUAUUGGUACACAAAAUCAAUAUAAUGCUCGAGAACUUCAUACAACGAAUGCAACUAUUGAAUUAAAUGUAACUAGUCUAUUCGGACAAGAUUAUGAUUAUCAGUUAAUUUCUAAUACUAAUGGUGAAUUAUCUUUGUAUUAUCCACGACGUAUUCUUUUACCUACAAUAGAUAAAUGGUCAAAUAUAUCAACACCUAAAAUUCAAUCAACAAUCGAUAUUCGUGAUUUAUUUGUUCGAUCUCGUAUAGCUCGAUGUCGUUCGCGUUUUGUUGCUCCUGUUAUAUUACUUGAUGGAAAAUAUAUUUGUCGAUCGUCAACAGUUGCUUCUUGGGGUGAAGUAUAUUCUCGGUCUGGUGUUGAUCGUUUAUUAGAUACAGGUAAUCGAACAACCAAUCCAUCAAUAAUUGAUUCUACAACAAAUCCAACUGCUGUAACAAAUGAUCUUGAUGGACCACCAACAAUUGCAAUAGUUGGUGCUGCUGCUGCUGCAGCGUCAUCAGCGUCAUCAUCAAAUGUAGAAGUACCUCAACAACAAAAUAUAUUUGAUAAACUUCGUGGAGCUGAUAUUGAUUUAUUAAAAAUACUUGAUGUUAGUUCAAUAGUUAAUUUAAUGGUUGAAAAAAGAAAAACAAUGUUUGGUGUUAAUGUAACAUCAUCAGAAAAUUCAGAUAAAGAAAAUCGUUAUCGAGAUUUUCAAUUAUUAAUUCUUCCUUAUCCAGGAUGUGAACAUUUUCGAGAGUUUUCAAUACAAAGUUAUAAUGGUGAUUUAAUGUUUUAUGAUUGGUCAUUACCAAUUAAUGAUGCAUUAUUUCAAGUACCAGAACAUCUUUCAUCUCGUGUACCAACAGAUUGGUCAUUUUGGAAGUCAUGGAAUUCAAUAGAUCUUACAAAAAAUUAUUUUCAAUUAAUUCUUCGUCAUCUUGAAACAGAUGAACAUGGACUUCUUAUACAUUGUAUAUCAGGUUGGGAUCGUACCCCAUUAUUUAUAUGUCUUUUACGUUUAUCAUUAUGGGCUGAUGGAUGGAUUCAUCAAUCAUUAACUGGUACAGAAAUUCUUUAUUUAACAUUAGCCUAUGAUUGGUAUUUAUUUGGACAUUGUUUACCAGAAAGAUUACUUCGUGGUGAAGAAAUACUCUAUUUUGCUUUUAUGAUGCUUCCUUAUUUAAUUUCAAAUGAAUUUGUUUAUAAACAAUCGAAUAAUCCUUCAAAUUCACAAUUAACCAAUGUAUCUAAUCGAACCGAAAAUAUUUAUUCUAUAAGUGGAUUAAAUGAUUUUGAAAAUUUGAAUUCUAAUUCAUCAUCUUCAGUUAAUACGAAUGGUAGUUCAACAAUAAAUUUUCAUCGUGAUUCUGAUGAAGUUUCAUUUAAUCAAAAUAUUGAUUUAAAUAUUUCCGAAACAAAUAAAGAUAUCGAUUCAAUACCAUUAACAACUCGUAAAGAAAAAUUACUUGGUGUUUCUCAUCUUUUUCAAUUAUGUUAUCGAACUGUGAUACCAAAUCGACCGCCAACAACAACUUCUAGUACAAAUUUAUUACCAGACAGUUUGAGUGCAUUCAAUCCUAGACCAAUUGGACGAGAAAUUGCUCGUUCAAUUAAUAAUUUUAUUGGUCAAUGGCGUACUCAACCUCGUUGA
Rotaria sordida is the source of this 1701-nucleotide messenger RNA. NCBI's taxonomy places the organism in Eukaryota, Metazoa, Rotifera, Eurotatoria, Philodinida, Philodinidae. The record is from the annotation of a GenBank genome assembly.